Molecule: messenger RNA, 318 nt
Organism: Lentinula edodes (shiitake mushroom)
Lineage: Eukaryota; Fungi; Basidiomycota; Agaricomycetes; Agaricales; Omphalotaceae
Exons: 4
Source: RefSeq, a predicted model, not a curated record
AUCUACACUUUUACUUGGGAAGAUCCUGAAGUUGACAUCCAGCAUCUCGAUAUUACUUCUUCUGACUCAGUUUUAGCAAUUACCUCUGCUGGGGAUAAUGUCCUCCACUAUGCAAUUGCUUCCUCGCCUCGAAAUUUGCAUUGCGUCGAUAUGAACCCUUGUCAAGGUCACCUUCUGGAGUUGAAAUUAGCUGCAAUAUCAAGCCUUGAAUACUUUGACUUUUUUGCGCUGUUCGGUCGUGGCUACCAUCCCCGCUUUCGCGACCUGUUGGAUAGUAAACUCGAACAUUGUCUCUCAAUUUACGCUUAUGAAUUUUGG